AUGUCCUCAAAACAACUUUCAUCACCUCCGCCAACUCAACCUAGACGAUCCUAUGAUAAUACCUUACGAGCAAAUCAACAUCAACAAAUGAAUACUCGGCACAAUAAUCAAUCAACAACUGAUCGAACAGUCACAUCAUCCUAUCGGCAAUAUCCGACAGUACCUAGUCGUGCACAUUACAAUCACACAGAUACGGCAUUUACUUCGAGUCUCUACGGAGUGAACCGACAAUCAUCGCCGACUAUUAUAACGACUGCUUCUCUAUUACCUUCAGCUGCAACUAGACCGUUAGACUCGGGCAUUCGAUCCUAUCGUCCUCUACCACGAAACUUAUCUCGUAGUGUCAGUGAUGAUUACUCACUGACAAGAUAUCAAGAAUUAAAUCAUUAUACUGGUGAUACCUUUGGUCGUAAUGAGCACAAUUCCGAUGAUGAUGAUCAGUGUUCAGAAAUCUUCAAUUACACCUUUCACGACGAUGUCGACUCGCCAGUGGCCUCACCUAUGGCAUCAUAUCGUAACACAGGAGCUUUAAAUUCUUCCAAUAUAAAUAACAAUAAUAACAGUACACGUCUUCAUUCAUCAGCACUAAAUCGUGAGCCAUAUGAUUAUUCCACAACAAGAUAUAGUCAAACACAGAACUAUAAAACGUUGACUAUGCCAAAGACUCAUUAUCAAAAUAUAACUACAGCAGCGGCGACGCCGACGAGAGAUCUUUUUUCAAAAGAAAACGGAACAAGUUAUCUAACGGCUUCAUCUUUUGAUGCAGAAACGAACUCGAGCGUCAAUGAAGCAUCCAAGCGCUUAAAUAAUCCCAAUGGAAAAUUUUCUAUACAAAAAAUCAUUCGACAUGGUUUUUCAUCGUGGCGUACACGUAAGAAACCUUCGUCAUCAUCAUCGUCACCACCAUUACACCCUCAACCGCCACAUCCGGCACCACCUCCACCAAAAUCGGCCUCAUCGUCAACAUCGAAUGGAAUCUAUGCAAAUACAUCAAGUUCACCGUCAUCACCACCUUACUUACCGACAGGACGGUUUACACCAUAUAACGAUGAACUUGCCAAGAACCCACCAACUACGGCUGCACGGUCAAUAUCAGUGGACUCUAUAACUAAUCGAUCAUCACCACCACAGAAACUAGCCACUACGACUGAAUCAACGAACCAUCCAACUCCGAGAGUGAACAGUGCCAAUAGCGUCACAGUUGAAUUUGAGCGACCGGCAACAGUGGCUCGAGUUCUUGUUCCAACGCCAUGGGCUACAUCAGCAACAGCUACAGCGACCACGAAUACAUCAACGACAACAACUGCUGUAAAUGAUCUCAUGUAUCGCGCGACACCAGUGCCCAUUGCUCGAGCACUACCUGUACAGUUUGCUGAACUUAAUCGACCGCCGACAUCCCGGUCUUCCCCACCUGCAUCAUCCUCAUUGUCAUCAUCUUCGUCAACAGCGGCAGCAGCAUUAGCAACAACUACAACGUCGGCAACAACAACAGCACCACCUACAGCGUCACCACUUCUUUCCAGUGCACCACCAACGACAGUACGAACUACUGAAACCAAUAGUAGUACAACUCCUUCGACCAGUACCAUUUCUCACGCACCAAAAAUCCCACCUCCUGUGGCGCCAAAACCUGAUGUGAAUCGUUUAACACCUAUGCGUUCGAAUUAUUUGAAUAACAAUAAUAAUUCUUCAUCCAAUCCAGUUGCCACACCACCACACCCGACACCCCCUCCACCGCCGCCGUCGGCUGCUCACUCAUCAACGGCUACUAUUACAUUAAGCACACCAUCAUAUCCACUUGUAUCUAGUCCAUCUACUAAUAAUGAACAGCGCCGUCCUGUUUUGCCUGAAAAAUUAGCAGCCAAUCAAUUUAAACCUAUCAGCGACACGAAUAACGCCGCACAUUCCAAUGCUACGCCUACUCCGACAGUGCGUUCUGCUGCUAGCAGUACCAUAUCAGCAUUGCAGGAAAAACUUCAGAUGCGUUCAUCACCUGUAGCGACGACAAAUUCAGCACCAUUGUCAGUGACGAUAACUACUACAAACGCCAGUACUAUUGCAACACCUACAGUGAACACUGCAUCGCCUUUCGCCAACUCCUCAUCCACACCGGCGGCAACCGUGAUACAAACAAGUAAACAAAUCAUCAUUCAAGAUAUAGAUACCACCAAAUAUGAAGAAAUUCCCGCUAAAGAACCUGAUCUAACUCGACAACCUGAAAAGAGUGCAUUGAAAAAGCCGAAUGGUCUGAAACGUCGUGUCAUACCAGUUCUUCGAGAGAAUCAACGUCCGUCACCACGGCCUAGUCCAAAAACUAAACCAGUUGUCUUUCUCACCUCUCCUCCAUCAUCUUCCACAGCCAACAAUGACGAACAUAAUUCAGAAAACGAACGAAAUGAAAAUCCCGAUUCUGCACCCGAGGAUGACGAUGACGACGAUGGAAAUAACGAAACAACGAAACGUUUCGCUAAUGUGAAGCGUAAUGAUUCAUUGGCACGUUUCCUCAAAGAUCGCCCGUUACCUAAUGAAUUAUUUGAUAAACACAUUCUUGUAAAACCAGUAGAUGAGCGGAAGAACGAGCGCGAUAAUAUCGAAACGAAAUUAGAGCGAAAACUAUCGUUACGACCGACCUCAGAAGAAUUAGAGGCAAGAAAUAUUCUCCGUGCAAAAACCCAAGCUGAAUUAAUAGCAGAAAAAGAAGAAAAGAAACGUUAUCUUAUACGAAAACUCAGUUUCCGACCAAGUAUUCAAGAACUUCGUGAACGUAAAAUAAUCCGUUUUUGUGAUUAUAUUGAAGUAUCCGAAUGUGAUGACGUUGAUCGACGUGCUGAUAAACCAUGGACACGCUUAACACCGCGUGAUAAACAAAUGAUACGAAAAGAACUCAAUGAUUACAAGAGUUUGGAAAUGGAAAUUCAUCCCGAAAGUGCAAAAUACACUCGAUUUCAUCCUCCUUAG
Messenger RNA from Adineta ricciae, 2958 nucleotides. NCBI's taxonomy places the organism in Eukaryota, Metazoa, Rotifera, Eurotatoria, Adinetida, Adinetidae. The record is from the annotation of a GenBank genome assembly.